ACGAAGAAGAACAACUUGCACCGGAAGUCAGAGAAGCGGGAGAUUGGAAAACAUAAACAUACUUUUUGUUGGUUUGAGCUUUUGUUUCACGCUGAACAUUUGUCAAAAUGCUGAACAAGGCACCAAAACUGAAAUCCACCAUUAAAACGAAAGCAAAGAGUAACAUAAAUUUGCGGCCGGCGUCAGAGGCGAUGAUUGAGCUGCUGACCUUGUUGUUCCUGAAUAAUCUGGCAGAGGAGGCGAAGGCCAAAGCUUUUGAAGAAAAAUCUGCAACGAUCAGAGCCCAGCAUGUGAAAGCAGUCUCCAAGAAAGUGCUGAAAAAAGCCAGAGGAUGAAGACAGUGAAGGGCAUCAUUGUCAUUUUUAAGAACAUUCUUGUCAAUGACAGCAGCAAUACUUUUUCUUUUUUUAUAUAUAUUUUGUUUCCUUCUGAAAUCUUCUUUUCUAUGUUUUAUUCCAUUCCUCAUGCAAGUAAAUGCCCUGUAUAUGAUUUCCUGUUAUGAGAGUUUUCUCUUAUUUAUUAAAUUCUUGUGAAUAUUA
This is a messenger RNA of Lates calcarifer (barramundi perch), 539 nucleotides long. It is a transcript of the gene cenpw, whose product is annotated as centromere protein W. Gene Ontology annotation, molecular function: DNA binding; protein heterodimerization activity. The record is from RefSeq and is a predicted model, not a curated record. NCBI's taxonomy places the organism in Eukaryota, Metazoa, Chordata, Actinopteri, Centropomidae. Gene Ontology annotation, cellular component: nucleoplasm; kinetochore. The coding region runs from base 108 to 335 and encodes 75 amino acids. Gene Ontology annotation, biological process: mitotic cell cycle; chromosome segregation; kinetochore assembly. The transcript has 3 exons.